This is a messenger RNA of Prorocentrum cordatum, 2071 nucleotides long. The record is from the annotation of a GenBank genome assembly. Lineage: Eukaryota; Dinophyceae; Prorocentrales; Prorocentraceae.
GUGGCUGGAGAGGUUUACCCUUCUCAGUGGGGCUCGCCCCACUCGGCUCUCAUAGAUCCGUUCCUCGACCCUAUCCAUGGCCGCUACGUACCGCUUCAGCAAGACCCCCGCUAUGUGGAGCACGGGCACGGCUGGCAGUGAUUAUUCUGAUUGCCUCAUAGACUUUGAGAAUGCCCCGACCACCUUCACGGCGGCUUUGGCAAGCCUCCCGACAGACGACGCGUUGCCGACGAUCGUCUGCACGGACGGCUUGGCCGGGAAGGUGGAUGUUCCGUCACCUCCUGUCCUUUCUGACGCCAGAAAGGUCCAACGUCAGUUCGCCGACGUCCAGAAGCCGUCUGACGCCAGCAUCCUGGCUCUUGCGGCCCUUACCGAUGGCCUCCUGACCAUGGUGGACACCGACAUUGUCCCUCACGAGCUGCAGGCCUUCGAGGGCGAGCAGGACUUUGCGACGGACUUCCUGGAGGCGAAGACCUCCGGCGGCGAGGACUGGCAGCGAUGGCGCGCGCGCCGCGAGGAUCGUCGGACCCGCUUGGCGGACAGGCGUCGCGAGCGCCUCGGGAAGUUCGGCAGCAAGGGCCACGCCAGUUUCUGCACUGCGCUCUGCAGCAGCGACUGCAGCCUCUGCCUGCCCGCUGCGUGAGCGGCUGCCGCAACCAUUCGACCACGAGCCGCCUCGCUGCGUGGACUCCCGCGGUUGGCAGGGCGAUCGUGCACGUGCGUGUACAUAUGGUAUCAAGGUAGUCAGGAAUUGUAGUCAGCUUGCGUGAUAUCGCGAACGUGAGUUUUUUGGUGCGGUUGGGGACCAGUCGAGUGCGUUGGUUCGAUAGAAAGCGCGCUCGACGUUGCACGUGGUGGUAAUUUCAAUAUGUUGUUGCACGCGAUAAGCAGUCAUGUGGGGGUCGCCAAACUCAGUCUUAGUGAUCUUGCUGAGUUAGGGAGUGCGCGGUUGCACAGGCACAACUCGUGCAAAUAGUCAGCUUUAGGACGUGCGGUAGUUCAUUCUCAACUCUGAACGCGUUCAUGAGGUAGAUGUUACCAUGAGGCAAGUUGCUGCCUGGACCUCGGUCUCCAACUAGCAAGCUCUUUUUCGCUCCUUCUCUGCCUCUUGCCUUUGCUAUGUAUCUGCGCCAGUUUGCCCGAGCAGUCUCGCGAAGAGGCAAAUAUAACCUCUUCUGGUCUCAUGCCACUUUGGACUGACAGAUCGACGAUGCCGCAUCUCGAAACAGGCAGAGCGCGUUCGAUCCAAGUGGAGUGGCUUUAGCUGGAUUUGUCAUGGGCAUCACUAACCGCGCAGGCUGACUGACAAGGGUCUCUUUGCCAUUGCCGCUGAUCCGAAUGCUCGUUUUCCUUUUUUGCCUGAGUCCAUGGGCCACUGGAAGACUUACAACGUAAGCAUGAGAAUCUUUGCUGUAAGUCUCUCUUUGCACUCCGCGACAGCCUGUGCUGCCCGCUUCCCCGGAAGCGGCAGAUCUUAGGCGCGCCCUGACCUUUAGAAAGUGUUUUGAUGGGCUCUCGGGAACUCCAGGGGGAGGAUGUGGAGAGGGCUGACCCGAUCGACCACUGCGGUGUACAGCGCCGGCGAGUUGACGCCAGCUGCCUGGAUCCAUCGAGCUGGCACCCGCCGAUGCGGACGAAUCUUCGUGGCUGAGCUUGCCCGCGAAUGGUUCGUCGCGGGAGAGCCGGCCUGCCGAUGGGGGUCCACCAAGCCAAGUUUUCUUCUGCGAAUGCGGCCUCCUGCUCCGCGGGGGGGGGGCGAGCGACACGCGGUCCGCUGGCAAGGCAGUUGUAACGCCCGACUGAGCCCUACAGAAGCGGCGGCCGUCCGACGCCGUCCCGACACGAGGCUCGAGGACGGCCCUGCCGGCCGCUCGCCUGCCUCCGCUCUCUCGCCGGGCGGCCUCCGCCGGCGGCCAUCGGCCGGGCGGCUGCCCCUGGCGGCCGCCCCGGCGCUGGGGGGAGGUCGGCCCGGUUCGCCGUGGCCUCCUGCGUCAAGCAGGGGCGAAGCGUCCUGGCUCGCCGAUAGGCUUAUGCCUACCAAGCAAUGUUCUGAGGACCUUUUGUGGUUUGC